GGAGGAGCGAACUGGGCUUGGGGGGCGGCUGCACAGUCUCCGGGAUCCCCAGGCCUGGAGGGGGGUCUGCGCGCGGCCGGCUGGCUCUGCCCCCCGUCCGGUCCCGAGCGGGCCUCCCUCGGGCCAUCCCGAUGGUGACCGGGCCCAGCGGAGCCUGAGCAAGGAGCCGGUCCGUCGCGGAGCCGGCGGACGGGAGGAACAUGACAUCGCGGAGAUGGUUUCACCCAAAUAUCACUGGCGUGGAGGCCGAAAACCUACUGUUGACAAGAGGAGUUGAUGGCAGUUUUUUGGCAAGGCCCAGUAAAAGUAACCCUGGAGACUUUACGCUUUCUGUUAGGAGAAAUGGAGCUGUCACUCACAUCAAGAUUCAGAACACUGGUGAUUACUAUGACCUGUAUGGAGGGGAGAAGUUUGCCACUUUGGCUGAGUUGGUUCAGUAUUACAUGGAACAUCAUGGGCAAUUAAAAGAGAAGAAUGGAGAUGUUAUUGAGCUCAAAUAUCCUCUGAACUGUGCAGAUCCUACCUCUGAAAGGUGGUUUCACGGACACCUCUCUGGGAAAGAAGCAGAGAAGUUAUUAACCGAGAAAGGAAAACACGGCAGCUUCCUGGUACGAGAGAGCCAGAGCCACCCUGGAGAUUUUGUUCUCUCUGUCCGAACUGGUGAUGACAAGGGGGAGAGCAAUGACGGCAAGUCCAAAGUGACCCACGUCAUGAUCCGCUGUCAGGAACUGAAAUAUGAUGUUGGCGGAGGAGAACGGUUCGACUCUUUGACAGAUCUCGUGGAGCAUUAUAAGAAGAAUCCUAUGGUGGAAACAUUGGGCACAGUUCUACAGCUCAAGCAGCCCCUCAACACAACUCGCAUCAAUGCUGCUGAAAUAGAGAGCCGGGUUCGAGAACUAAGCAAAUUAGCUGAGACCACAGAUAAAGUCAAACAAGGCUUUUGGGAAGAAUUUGAGACACUACAACAACAGGAGUGCAAACUUCUCUAUAGCCGAAAGGAGGGCCAGAGGCAAGAAAAUAAAAACAAAAAUAGAUAUAAAAACAUCCUGCCCUUUGACCACACCAGGGUUGUUCUACAUGACGGUGAUCCCAAUGAGCCUGUUUCCGAUUACAUCAAUGCAAAUAUUAUCAUGCCUGAAUUUGAAACCAAGUGCAACAAUUCAAAGCCCAAAAAGAGUUAUAUCGCCACACAAGGCUGUCUGCAAAAUACUGUAAAUGACUUUUGGCGGAUGGUAUUUCAAGAGAAUUCCCGAGUGAUUGUCAUGACAACGAAAGAAGUGGAGAGAGGAAAGAGUAAAUGUGUCAAAUACUGGCCUGAUGAGUAUGCUCUGAAAGAGUACGGGGUCAUGCGUGUUAGGAAUGUCAAGGAAAGUGCUGCUCACGACUACACGUUAAGAGAACUUAAACUUUCAAAGGUUGGACAAGGGAAUACGGAGAGAACGGUCUGGCAAUACCACUUUCGGACCUGGCCGGACCACGGAGUGCCCAGUGACCCUGGGGGCGUGCUGGACUUCCUGGAGGAGGUGCACCAUAAGCAGGAGAACAUCAUGGAUGCGGGGCCAGUGGUGGUUCACUGCAGUGCUGGAAUUGGCCGGACAGGGACUUUCAUUGUGAUUGAUAUCCUUAUUGACAUCAUCAGAGAGAAAGGCGUCGACUGCGACAUUGAUGUUCCCAAAACGAUUCAGAUGGUGCGAUCUCAGAGAUCAGGGAUGGUCCAGACAGAGGCCCAGUACCGGUUCAUCUACAUGGCUGUUCAGCAUUAUAUCGAAACACUACAGCGCAGGAUUGAAGAAGAGCAGAAAAGCAAGAGGAAAGGUCACGAGUACACAAAUAUUAAGUAUUCCCUCACGGACCAGACGAGUGGAGACCAGAGCCCCCUCCCGCCUUGUACCCCAACACCGUCCUGUGCAGAGAUGAGAGAAGACAAUGCUCGAGUCUAUGAAAACGUGGGUCUGCUGCAGCAGCAGAAAAGCUUCAGAUGAGAAGACCCGCUGAGACUUCAGCACAGACAGAUGUGGACUUCACCUGUUCCCAUGAAAAGAUCAAGAACAGGUGCAAGAAAGUUUAUGUGAAGAAUGAACUUGAACCUCGAAGGCUUGUGUUGUGGUCGACUCCCUUUUGAUGAGCAGAAUCUGAAACCAUUUGAAGACCACUGUAUUCUAACUCAACAGCACCCUAUUUCCAAUUACUCAUUUCCUCAGACAAGAAAUCAUCUCUACAAUGUAGACAGUGUUAUAUUUUAUAGAGUUUUAUUUUAAAUCGAGGACUCCGUUAAAUUGUGCUCUAUACUUUGCAGAUAGUGGUGAUUUGAAUCCUAGUUAUUGGCCUUUUUCUUUCUUUUUAUAACCUUAACCAAUUUAGUUCUUUCCUCUCUUUGUGGGGAGUGAUAGGACACUUGUUAGAGGAAAACUGGGGAAAAUUAAGUGACAAUAUCCUGUAGUAGUGAGAACAGUUUAGUUUAUUAUCAUUUAUCCAGUAGGGGGUAAUCCAUUUUGAUGGCUUCUUUCUUUGGCUAAAUGAUAAUUAGGCCAGUGCCCCAGACUGUCAGAAGUUGACUCUUCCUUUGCAUUGCCACUAAAAAAUCAUGGGGGAAAAAUCAUGGGAAUUUAGGAUAAAAAGGCAUGCUUUUUUCUUAGCGGAUGACCAGUGACCAUUCAGCCUGCUGUGGUGGGGAAAUGUUUGCCGUAUUGUCAUUUGAGUAUUGUCUUGUAUUUGGGAAAAAUGCGCCUGUGGACAUCCAGUGUUUUGGUUUUCAGUUGUUGCUGACAAAUCACCCCAAAACAUGGCGGCUUAAGGUGAUUAUUUGUUCCUCACUGUUCUUCAGUCCGCACUGGGCCCAGCCGAGCUGUUCUGCUCAUGCUGGUGUCACCUGCUGGUUGGCAGGCUGGCUGACACACUGGGUGGCCGAGCCCUCUCUCUGCACAUGAUCCUCGGGUCUCUGCUUCUCUCUGUGAUCUUGCCACGUGGCCUCGCCAGCAGGUCACUGGGCCUCUUACAUGGCAGCUCAGAGCUCCCAAGAGUAUAAGGCAGUAGUGGCCAGGCCUUCUUACGACUUACACCCAGAACUGUCACAGCGUCACUUCUGCUCCCUGCUGAUUCGAGCAAGUCAUAGGCCCAACCGAGAUUCAGGAAGAGGGGACUACACCGGGACAAGAAGUGGAGGUGUGGUUCACUGGGGGUCCCCAGGGUAACAGACCGUCAGAACCAGUGCCAAGGAGAAAGCUAUUGUUAGCAGAAAUAGAGGCUGCAGUGGCUGACCUUGGGGAGCUGAAGCCGUCUGUGAUGGCGGGUGGACGCUGGGGGUCGGGCUGGGAAAGGGCCUUGCAGAAGCGCCCGGCCCCAGUUCUGCGAGCUCAGCAUCUUUCUGAACCAUCGCUUAGGAAAACUGGUCUCGAGAGGACAGACGUGUCUAGGGGGACAGAGCAUUUGAAAGCACCAACCCCAUCACCACGGCCCCCACAGAGGGAGGCGAGUGGGUGCUUUCUUCACGCACCGGUUCCACUCGGGCCUCCACGCAUGCGUGUGGUCCUAACGGGCUGCUCAUUGGAUUGAAUCAGCAGUAAGAUUUGCUCAAGUGCUACCUGAAGUGCCUUCUCCAGAAAACGCCCCUCGUCGCCCCGUGUGUUGGCUCGUCCGGUGAGUGUUUCAGUUAGUCUCAUGGGUUGACCUUGUGAAGGUGAUAAGCGCUCCGGCAGCGUGGCCAUUCAGGCAUGGUCUCCUGUCUGGAAUCCCCUUGCUUUUGCUCCAGAGAGGAAGGGCUAGAUCCAGCCCUGGUAGCAGUUCCCUUCUGAUGUCUUUACCUCCCUUGACCCUGAUCCUUUGGGGCGAGUGAUGGCUGCCAUUUUCACAAAGUGUAUAGUGUUCCCCCCACACAACCCCCCUCCCCAGUCCAUUGAACUUAGCAUUGCUUCAGAGCACAGGUGUGGUCUGAAGGUGAUUACCGUGUAAGAGGAACGUAAAUGACUACUAUCUCCUUGUCAAGCCUGUAAAGAGAUUCAAGUUCAGUGUCUGCAACAAGGAUCUGGAAUCCUGUUCUUUCUAUCACUUAUUGAAUGGUUCUCCUUUUUGCCUCGAUUUCAUGGAAAUGUCUUGACUUUGGACUUUGGGGGCAAAGUCUUUCACCAGCAUACAAGGGUCUGACUGUAUAAAUAAACCCGCUGCAUUAAGUCUCUGCCUGGAGCUUCGGAUCGGUUGUUUUUGCGCUCGGAACAGGAAACACCGGAUCUUGGCUAGCUCUCAGCGUUACAGGACAUUGAUUUCAUUUAGAUUUCCCUCCACGAAGUCAGUCAGCUAUCAUGUUAGGUCAGUUUAAGCCAAGAUAAGAUUAUGAUUGUCCCUAGGUUGCUAAGGUUUGUUGUGUGUUUGAUAAAAGGGGAUUGCAGGUUCUCAAGAUGAGAUUUCACUCUUCGGGGUGGAAUCAGGCAGGUGAAGAUGGGGGGAGCUCGAGGUGCGGGUUCAAAAAAUAGUGGAAAUGGAAGUUCCAAAAAGGUGGUUUUGGAGGAAGUCAAAGGGCCCAGGGCCAGAGCUGUCAGUGAUAGUUGGAUCAGAUUGCCCGGGAAAUCGGUGUGGUAGUUACCUGUACACGGUUGGCUCCUAGGUUACUGGUAGAUCUAAAGUUUGCACAAUAUCCCAUAGCUGGUUGAGUAUUUUAAAAUUAUAUGCCUAGGGUUUUAUAUUUGGGGUGAAGAAAUUAUAUGGCAUGGGUUUUUUAAAAACGCCAAAUUUCAGUUUUAAUAACUUUUAUAUAUAUAUAUUAAAAAAGACACUUCAUAUCCGGUGUGUGGCCCUCCUGAAAAUUAUGGUCAUCUAGUCCAUUGAAAUCCAUGACUUUUCAAAUGUGGUUAAAUGGGGUUGAGAAAACAGAUGUAUGACUUGGUGUUUUGCAUUCUCGAAGUAGCCCAGUUGCUUUGGAAAAGCCAAGAAAAUCAUCAGCAUUGUUUUUAGGUUUUUUUUUUUUUUUACUGGGGAUUUUAAGAAUAAGGUAAGGUCUUGGGUUAUUGCUAGUUCAGGGGAAUGUGGAAAGGUAUGCAGUUGUGAAGUGCUUUGUUGUAGCUCAUUAAUCCACGAGGAGAACUUAGACUGUAGACAUAAAUCCAAACCCAUAAGGUGCGGUUUUCCGGAUGAUGUUGGGGGAAUGAUGUUUUAUAUAGCAAGCACACGGCCUCCCUGACUCCACGAUACUUUCUUAGGAUCUGUAUUAGUUCUCCAUUUUGUUGAAAUCUUUUACCUCCUCUUCCUCUGGAAAAAUAAGUUCCAAUAUAUAGUUUAUUGUAUCUUCUGUUAUUAAAACGUGCGUUCUUUUUUUCCACCGGGCAGUUCACACAAGGCAAACAUAUUAAACACUUGGUUUUAGUGUGGUGUAUAACGUUGCUGUAUAUCAAACUGAUUUUUCCAAGUUUUCAUCCUAAACCUCAAAUCAUGUAAUUAAUAAUUCGUCUGUUUUAUUUAUGACCUAAUUGUGAUUCUUUUAUUAAUAAAAGCUAAUGGAAAAGGAUCCUUUAUUAAGCUGAUGACUAGACGUACAUUUAAUUUUCCUGCAGUAUAUGAAGCAUUGUAUCAGAGUAUUAAAAGAUAUGUAAUAUUUUAUUGAUAAAUCUAUCCUUUAAAAGGAAUACAUUUUAGGAUGUCAUCAUUUUGAUGUGAAUCAUGUAAAUGUUGAUAAUAUGCACUGUUUAUUAUACAUUUAGUGUUUUCAAGAGAUUCACUUAAUUGCCUUUUUUUGCCCACGUACAUUAUGUAGUCUAUUUGCAGUUGUUUUUAAAAAGUGACAUUAAAUGAAUAGUUUAUGUAGAGAAACAUUAGUGGAUGUUAAUUGUCUCCCCACCUGUAUUUAUGGGUGUUAGUUCAACUGCUUUGCUAGUUGCGAAGCCGUAUUAUCAGAAUACAAAGUGUAUUUGUAAACUAUAUGGGAACUAAAAAUUAGGAAUAAAACCAUUUUC
Messenger RNA from Molossus molossus (Pallas's mastiff bat), 5939 nucleotides. RefSeq names its product protein tyrosine phosphatase non-receptor type 11 (gene PTPN11). Bases 201 to 1982 code for a protein of 593 amino acids. Gene Ontology annotation, biological process: protein dephosphorylation. Gene Ontology annotation, molecular function: protein tyrosine phosphatase activity. Lineage: Eukaryota; Metazoa; Chordata; Mammalia; Chiroptera; Molossidae. The transcript is spliced from 16 exons. The record is from RefSeq and is a predicted model, not a curated record.